CUGUCCCACCACCAACCUCCGCCCCUGUAGUCAUGCCACGAUCUAGACUUCACUGUCAAGCCUCUUAAAUGAGAGAAAAAUCUGAUUUAACCAUCAUCCCGGUGUUUAAUGUGGAAGCGAUAAACGCCGACACUUCCGCGGUCCAGAGGAUCUGUUUGCUGGCGUGCCUGCGUGUGUAUGUAUGCAUGGGAGUGAACUGGAGAAAGCGAGGAGAAGAAGAAGAGGAGGUUUGAUUUGUCUCACGGCACUCAGUGGGAGGAGCCAUGACCGAGGGGGAGGGACAGUUUUACAGCGUACAGGUGGGGGACUCCACCUUUACGGUGCUCAGGAGGUACCAGCAGCUCCGCGCCAUCGGAUCCGGUGCCCAGGGUAUCGUCUGCUCCGCCCUGGACACCGUACUUGGCAUCCCAGUUGCUGUGAAGAAACUGAGCCGGCCCUUUCAGAACCAGACCCAUGCGAAGAGGGCCUACAGAGAGCUGGUUCUGCUCAAGUGUGUUAAUCACAAGAACAUCAUCCGUUUGCUUAACGUCUUCACGCCUCAGAAGUCAUUAGAAGAGUUCCAGGAUUUGUACCUGGUGAUGGAGCUGAUGGAUGCUAGCCUUUGUCAGGUGAUCCACAUGGACCUGGACCAUGAGAGGAUGUCUUACCUGCUCUACCAGAUCCUGUGUGGCAUCAGACAUCUACACUCAGCUGGCAUCAUUCACAGGGAUCUGAAGCCCAGUAACAUAGUAGUGAAGUCCGACUGCACUUUAAAGAUUUUAGAUUUUGGGCUGGCCAGAACCGCCUGCACUAACUUCAUGAUGACACCCUACGUAGUGACCAGAUAUUACAGAGCACCAGAGGUCAUCCUGGGCAUGAAAUACAAGGAGAAUGUGGAUAUCUGGUCGGUGGGCUGCAUCAUGGGUGAGAUGGUCAAAGGGAGCGUCAUAUUCCAGGGCACUGAUCAUAUUGACCAGUGGAAUAAGGUCAUUGAGAUACUGGGAACCCCGUCGCUGGAGUUCAUGAACCGUUUGAUGGACACUGUAAGGAACUACGUGAUGAACAAACCUCAGUUUCCCGGAGUCAGUUUGAAUGAGCUUUUCCCCGAUUGGGCCUUCCCAUCAGAGACCGAGCAUGACAAGAUCAAAACUAGUCAAGCACGAGACCUGCUGUCCAAGAUGCUGGUCAUCGACCCUGAAAGCCGUAUCUCUGUGCAGGAGGCCCUCAGUCACCCUUACAUCCACGUGUGGUACGACCCAGCCGAGGCCGAUGCGCCGCCUCCACAGAUAUCAGACAAGCAGUUGGAGGAGCGGGAACACAGCAUUGAGCAGUGGAAAGAGCUAAUUUAUAAAGAAGUAAUGGACUGGGAGGAGAGGAACAAGAAUGGUGUCCUGAAAGAGGAGUGUUUAGAUGGUACGGUGAACAGCAGCGCCACUGCCUCCCAGUCGUCCUCUAUUAAUGACAUCUCGUCCAUGUCAACGGAGCAGACACUGGCCUCAGACACUGACAGCUCCUGCAUCGACACCCUCACGGGGCCGCUAGAGGAGUGAAUCAAGUGACGACUUCUCGCUUGUCACGUCCCUCUCCCUCGCCAGUGUGGCCCAUGCCGUGAUCUUGAC
Molecule: messenger RNA, 1598 nt
Organism: Rhinichthys klamathensis goyatoka
Lineage: Eukaryota; Metazoa; Chordata; Actinopteri; Cypriniformes; Leuciscidae
Gene: mapk9
Product: mitogen-activated protein kinase 9
Exons: 12
Coding region: 264-1529 (421 amino acids)
Biological process (GO): JNK cascade; protein phosphorylation
Cellular component (GO): nucleus; cytoplasm
Molecular function (GO): ATP binding; JUN kinase activity
Source: RefSeq, a predicted model, not a curated record